This is a messenger RNA of Trichoderma gamsii, 1011 nucleotides long. RefSeq lists its product as hypothetical. NCBI's taxonomy places the organism in Eukaryota, Fungi, Ascomycota, Sordariomycetes, Hypocreales, Hypocreaceae. The record is from RefSeq and is a predicted model, not a curated record. Bases 1 to 1011 code for a protein of 336 amino acids. The transcript is spliced from 2 exons.
AUGGCACAAACAGGCGUGGCGGGCGUUCUGCUCGGCCCUCUGACCACAACAUGGACGAUGCCCCAGUCUUGCUCAAUCUUCAUGCCGGGCUGUUCGACAUGCGACAACGCGUACAAUGGACAGUCGUGCAAUCCUACAAGUGGUGGUCAAGUGAUGGACAAUACGGCAUGCUGGCCGCCAGCAUCCAGCGGAGUUGCCUCGCCGACGUGGCCCUUUGUGGGCUGGGGAUUCUAUUCUCCUGGGUUGGCUUGUCCCGCGGGAUACACGAGCGCUUGUACGGCGGUUUACGGGCAAAGACCGCCAUGGUCGACGCAAUUUUCUUUGGUGCCGUCAGAGACUGCCAUCGGCUGCUGCCCAACAGGAUUCGCAUGUGCCAAUGUAAAUGGAAACACAUGCACAGCAACCGUCACACACUCAACUGUCGAAACCGCCUUCUGUUCCGGCACUCACCUCGUUGACGUUGGAGCCGCAACACUUCCAACAAUUAUCACCGUGACGACGCCCGAGACAAGCUCAGGAACUACAAAAUAUUGGGAAUCUUCGACGUCUACACGCACAAUGAUCCUGUACGCCCCGAUGUUCCAGCUCAACUUCCACGAAAGCGACUUGCCAGCCUCGACAACCGCCUCGUCCACUGCAUCAAGCACAUCAUCUUCAGCGUCUGAAACGGGCAGCGGCAACGGCACGUCGUCAAAAUCAUCAGGGGGCCUAUCCAACGGGGCUAAAAUCGGACUAGGCGUCGGCAUCGGCCUCGGCGUGGCAUUUCUGCUGGCGUUUGGUGCCUUCAUCUACUAUUACCGGCGCUCACGAAACAACGCAGUGCCUCUUGGAAGUGAGCUCCCGAACAAUCAAAUCUCCGUUGAAGACCCCCAGACUCCAAAGAUUAAACAGUCGCCCGGUCAGAUUUACGAAAUGGGCGUGUAUCAUGCACCUGCGGAAUUGCCUGGUAGUGUCAUAGAAGGCGGCUACCAAGACAGCCCCCCAGGAAGCGAAUCUCACAGGUACACCUGA